GUUUCGUCAUUUUUUUAUUUCUCGAAGUUUGUAAAUCGCAAGUUCAAAGAACGAAAGCGUGGAGUCCUGGAAAUCAUCUCUUCACGAUUUCCCACCAAAAAGAUCGGGAAAGGAAAUCAGGCAUUAGGUUUCCAGAGCACAAAUUAUGUGUUAAAAUUCCCAAUUUCCAUUGAUCGGUCACCGUUCGAACAAGAGACUUCAUCUCCGGCUUGUUCCCGCCGUCUGAUCUGCCCAUUUUUUCAAAAUUAUGUUGGUGGUUUCUGUUCGAAUUCAUCAUAAUCUAGUUGUCCCCAAAACAAUUUCUAUUAAUUAAUCUCUCGUUCCAUUCCCUGAUCAACUUCCAAGCUUUAGGGUUUGUUUUUGAAAAGGAUUGUCAAAUAUUUUCAUUUCCUUUUUCUGCUUUGAUCAAAUCGUACAAAUUCUGUGAAUUCGGUUGUUAGGGUUUGUAAUAUUGUGCAUAUCUAUUUAAUCUCCUUUGAACUCUGCGGCUAUGUAUAUUGAGGAGUUGAAGGUAGGGGAAGAGGUGGACAGCGCUGGAGACAAAGAACAAGAAGAAAAUAAGAGUUAUUGUGGAAGUAAUGAGGUUUUGGGCAUCGAAAGAACCGUUGUUGAAUGGGAUGCGAAAAGGGUAUUGGUGGGUGCAGGAGCUCGUGCUCUGUUUUACCCGACCUUGUUGUACAACGUUGUUAGGAACAAGAUUCAGCCUGAGUUCCGGUGGUGGGAUAGAGUUGAUGAGUUCAUCCUGUUAGGUGCUGUUCCAUUCCCCACUGAUGUUCCAAGGCUAAAGGAGAUCGGUGUAGGCGGAGUAAUCACACUAAAUGAACUUUACGAGACUUUGGUUCCUACAUCUCUUUAUCAUAAUCACGGCAUUAACCAUUUGGUGAUCCCUACAAGAGACUACUGCUUUGCACCAUCUUUGACAUCAAUAUGCCGAGCUAUUGAUUUCAUUCAUAGAAAUGCAUCACAUGGGGAAACUACAUAUGUCCACUGUAAAGCUGGCCGUGGUCGCAGCACAACCAUUGUAUUAUGUUACCUGGUCUAUUAUAAGCGGAUGACACCUGGGGCAUAUGAUUAUGUGAAGUUGAACAGGCCAAGGGUCCGGCUAGCCUCUUCCCAAUGGCAGGCUGUUGAAGAUUUCUACUAUCUUAAAAUGAGAAAGGCUGCCUUCCACAGCCGUGUGAUGGAUUUAAUUUUAAGAACUUCAGACUCGGCGUCUUCAGGAGACCUAGUGACUUUUGAUGAUGGUUCGGUGGUGGUGGUAACAGAAGCUGAUCUUGAUGGAUACGACCAAAGUCUUGAACCAGAUGCCACGGGAAGUAGAAUAUGGGCAGAUCUUAGUGUGGUUUAUCGGGUUAGAGUUGUCGGUCGGGCGGCAUUAGCAAGAAUCUCGUGCUUGUGGCUAAGCUGCCAAGCACAUCAAAAGCUUUCAGCACUGGAACUGGCUAAGGAAAGCACCUGCCUUGGACGUAUCAGUGUGGACAUUCAUGUCUACUGAAAACUGCAGUUACACGACGCAACACACACAUGUUGUGUAGGUACCAUUGUCCCUUUUCAUCUCGUCUCGUACAUAAAUAAACUGCGAAUGAUGUUUCUUAAGGCUGAAGCAAACUAUGUUUGUUCUUCCCUUGUAAAUCGAGUAAACCAUUUCUUAUGAAUGGAACAAAAAGAUGGGAGCAUAACUGCUUAAG
Messenger RNA from Hibiscus syriacus, 1688 nucleotides. Its product is annotated as phosphatidylglycerophosphate phosphatase PTPMT1-like. Lineage: Eukaryota; Viridiplantae; Streptophyta; Magnoliopsida; Malvales; Malvaceae. Bases 491 to 1495 code for a protein of 334 amino acids. The transcript is spliced from 6 exons. Gene Ontology annotation, molecular function: phosphatidylinositol-4,5-bisphosphate 5-phosphatase activity; protein tyrosine/serine/threonine phosphatase activity. Gene Ontology annotation, biological process: protein dephosphorylation. The record is from RefSeq and is a predicted model, not a curated record.